AUGGUGGCGCGGGACAAGUCGGGGCUGCAAUCCGCGGACGAGGCGAACGCGACGUUGAAUGCUUCUUUUGAGCUCAAGGCAACCUUGCACACGUGCCGCCGCCUGUUCCUCGCCGUCGUCGUACGCGCUCGACACGGAUCGAGUGGCGCCGUGCGUGCCGCCACGGACAAGCUCGACGUGACCGAAGCGGCAUUGGACGUGAUGCUUUCGGUCAAGCGGACGCCGGCGUCGAGCUGUACUGCGACGUAUGGAAUUGCUGACGUCGCGAUCGUCGCGAGAACGUGCCGCGCUUGCGUAGUAGCGCCGUGUACCGCGGACGUUGCAUGGAUCGCGUCCGUGCCAACACAGUUCAAUUGCGGCAAGACACUGCCGUCAACGUACGCCAGGUACACCGAGCUCCCCGCGCUGACGCCAGAAGUCGAUGGAGCUGUUGGUCAGAAUACACUCCAGCGGGAAUACCGUCGCCACAGCGUCUAG
This is a messenger RNA of Aphanomyces invadans, 477 nucleotides long. RefSeq lists its product as hypothetical. Lineage: Eukaryota; Oomycota; Saprolegniomycetes; Saprolegniales; Verrucalvaceae. The record is from RefSeq and is a predicted model, not a curated record. Bases 1 to 477 code for a protein of 158 amino acids. The transcript is spliced from 3 exons.